This is a messenger RNA of Coregonus clupeaformis (lake whitefish), 4037 nucleotides long. RefSeq names its product choline transporter-like protein 4. Gene Ontology annotation, cellular component: plasma membrane. Gene Ontology annotation, molecular function: thiamine pyrophosphate transmembrane transporter activity. Gene Ontology annotation, biological process: choline transport; thiamine pyrophosphate transmembrane transport. Lineage: Eukaryota; Metazoa; Chordata; Actinopteri; Salmoniformes; Salmonidae. The transcript has 22 exons. The coding region runs from base 218 to 2401 and encodes 727 amino acids. The record is from RefSeq and is a predicted model, not a curated record.
ACAGGUGCGUUCGUGAUGUCACAACCAUAGUUACUGGAGCGCGAGGGAGUAAGAUUUUAUUCAAAGCAAGUUUGUUUUUUAUUGUGCACACAGGUGUAGUAACACCUUUAAAACGUAGUUUUAUACUUUUUGAUUAUUUAACUUCGACUUGAUUUACCUGGCAAUUGGAACGUUUUAGACCAAUAUAAACUAGUAGAGGUGGAGGAAAGGAUAGGAAAUGGGUAAAAAAGUGAAGGAAGAGAGCUUGGAUUCCGUAGAUUCGUCGGAAUAUGGGCAACCUGCUCAGUAUGACCCCACCUUCAAUGGACCCAUUCGGAAAAGAGGCUGCACUGAUAUCAUCUGCUGUGUUCUCUUCAUGGUCGUGAUCCUUGGCUACAUGGUGGUGGGGAUUUUGGCCUGGCUUUAUGGUGAUCCCCGGCACGUCCUCUACCCACGGAACUCUACCGGAAUGUUCUGUGGCAUCGGUCUCAAUGAAGCUAAACCCAGUGUGUUCUACUUUGACAUACUGAAAUGUGCCACAUCACUCAACAUCAUGGCCGCCGUCCUUAAUGGGUUACAGUGCCCCACCACACAGGUGUGUGUGGAAAAGUGCCCAGAUGUGUUCUGGGCUCUGAAUCCUGUUGCCUACUCAACGGAUGCGAAGCCACAAGAAUACUUCAACCAAUCACUCUGCGUGCCAUCCUUUGACCUAGCAACAACUACACUGAAAGUAAAAGAAAUUGUGGAUCAAGAGCUGUGCCCGUUCUUCUACACUCCUACAAUCUCUGUGCUGGGAAGAUGCAUACCUGAUGUUGGCGCACUGAAAAAUAUUCCUAAUGACUUUGCCAAUACGCCAGGCUUGCCAUCAAGCAUCAAUGAUACAGUCAAUGGCAUCAGGAACGCCACAGGUGACAUAGUAAAUGGCUUCAAUGCCAAGGAGGUCGGAGUGAGAAUCUUUGAGGACUUUGCAUCAUCAUGGCAGUGGAUCAUCGCUGCUCUAGUCAUAGCCAUGGUGGUCAGUUUUCUGUUCCUCCUUCUGUUGCGGUUCAUCGCCCCUGUUAUGGUCUGGGUCCUUAUAUUUGGAGUGUUGGCAGUAGGUGCCUAUGGUAUAUAUCACUGCUGGUGGGAAUACGACAACUACAGCAAGUCGACCGUCUCCAUCACUGACAUAGGCUUCACCACCGACUUCAAGGUCUACCUUCAGGUCAAGGAGACCUGGCUGGCCUUCUUGAUAAUCCUGUCUGUGGUAGAGGGCAUUCUUCUCCUGACCUUGAUCUUUCUGCGGACCAGAAUCCUCAUCGCCAUCGCUCUCAUUCAGGAGUCCAGCAAGGCUGUCAGUCACAUGAUGUCUACGCUGUUCUACCCUCUCGUCACCUUUGUUCUCCUGGUGGUGUGUGUGACCUACUGGGGCAUCACUGCUCUGUAUCUGGCCACUUCAGGCAUUCCAGUGUACAAAGUCGUGGCUCUCAACUCUACUCAGGAUAACUGUGGCCAAAUCAGCGGCAAUGUGACCUGUGACCCACAGACAUUCUACAACUCUACAGACUACUCAUGGUGCCCGUCGGCGCGCUGCAUCUUCAUAAAGUACAACAACGAGGGCCUGCUGCAGAGAAACCUGUUCAACCUGCAGAUCUACAACGUGGUGGCCUUCCUGUGGUGCAUCAACUUUGUCAUCGCCCUCGGCCAGUGCACCCUGGCCGGGGCCUUCGCCUCCUACUACUGGGCCUUCAGCAAGCCCUCGGACAUCCCCACCUUCCCCCUGUCCCAGGCCUUCAUCCGCACGCUACGAUACCACGUUGGCUCCCUGGCGUUUGGUGCUCUGAUCCUCACCCUCAUCCAGAUAGUUCGGAUCAUCCUGGAGUACCUGGACCACAAGACCAGAGCGGCUCAAAACCCCUGUGCUCGGUUCCUCAUGUGCUGUCUGAAGUGUUGCUUCUGGUGUUUGGAGAAGUUCAUCAAGUUCCUCAAUAGAAACGCCUACAUCAUGAUUGCCGUAUAUGGAAAAAACUUCUGUGUCUCCGCGAAAAACGCAUUCAUGCUUCUAAUGAGGAACAUUGUCAGGGUGGUGGUGCUAGAUAAAGUGACAGACCUGCUGCUGUUCUUUGGGAAGCUGCUAGUGGUGGGAGGAGUAGGUGUCCUGGCUUUCUUUUUCUUCUCUGGCAGAAUAAGAGUACCAGGCAGCAAUUUCCGUACUGAAAUGCUCAACUAUUACUGGAUGCCCAUUAUUGUGGUUGUCGUGGGAGCGUACCUCAUUGCUCAUGGAUUCUUCAGUGUGUACAACAUGUGUGUGGACACACUCUUCCUCUGCUUCUUGGAGGACUUGGAGCGACAUGACGGAACGAUGCAGAAGCCAUACUACAUGUCCAAGAACCUGAUGAAAAUCCUCAAUAAAAAGAACAAGGGACCUAAAAAGGGCAAAUGAAAGGAUUGAUGAAAUAGUGCCUUGAGAUUAAUCACUGUAUAGCACAGUCACUUUCAACAACCAAGAAAUAUCCUAGAAACAUCACAUCCUAGAAAUAUAAUUUUUGUUUUUUAAAUAUUUCAGCCUUAUAACACCUUCAGUUUACACAAAGUUGAUGACUUUUCUGCACUUUCAAUUUGAGAUUACGUGUGUGUCCACACGAGUGUGAUAGAUAUGAGAGAUAUUUUCUUACAUUCCAGCUAUUCCUUCUAACAAUUUGAAGUGACCAAAGCUAGAGCUGUUUAUUAGUCUCUGACCAAAACCAAAUGUUUAUUCUCUUGCAGUGCUUAUUCUUUUUCAGAAAAGAGACCGUUUUCUCAAGUCAACUAAUUAUUUAUCAGAUAGAACAAAAACCUUUGAGACAGAGAUAAUCGCCAUAAUUGUUUUAAAUACUUUUUUAUGAUCCUCAGUACUCUGUAUAUGAUUUCAGUUUAAGGUCUCAGUUUUUUAUUUGUUAAAGUAACACUAACAAUUUUAUUAUGAUUCAAUUUUUUUUGAUUGAAUAUAAUAUUGUAGAUAUUUAUUAAUCAUUUUGACAAUUUAUUAAAGAUUUUUAUAACGGUAUUACAUUUUUUUGAUCCAUGCUGACAUCACAUGUAUAUUGCCUUGCGUAAUGAUGGAUUCCUCUAUAGGAAAAUAGCUCUGGUUUAAUUCACACAUCUGCUUGAAGCAGUGGUGCAUGUGAUCUUCUGAAAUGCUCUGUUGAGAAUCAUGACACUUGCAGGCUGCAGGCGCUUGUACAUGGGCGCUGAAGACAAAGCUCUCUUUAGCAGAACUUAUCGCAAGUCAGAGGUAUGAGGUGUCUGGACUGGGCCCAGAUGUCUAUUCUUAUUAAGUACUGGACCCUGAAACAAAUCAAAUUCUGUCUAGAGUGAGCGUGUCCAUCCAUUUGGCUGCACUAAACACAACGAAUUUCAGUUGUCAAGGAUCAAUGUUAAUUUACCUCACAUACUACUACACAAUAUCUCAUGUCAAAAUCUCACUACAUUCCUCAACCUCUUGUCUCCUGAGACCCAGAGAGAAAAUGCACGUGGGAGUCUGCAGUCAUGUAUUGUAUCAUGUGAUCUACUUCAGGAGAGACUCAUCACGUGAUCGGUCAAUGUUCCAGUACAUGAGAGCGUGUGCCUUUACUGUUAAACCAUUUGUAAUAAUUAGGCCCUGUGUUUUGGUUGAUCAUGUCACAUGACCUGGAUUUUAAGCUUUAUUUUUAAAACUUCUUCAUUAAACUUUCCCCUUUUUCUUUUUAUGUCAGAUGGUCCAGCACCAUCCUCAGACAAUUGCUUACAUUUUUGUUGUAAUUCUAUUUUCUGGAAAAUGAUUAAAAUAAAGGUUAAUAUCCAGGUCAACCAAAACAAAGGGCCCAACUGAUAGUAUUACAUUGCAAUAUGCGGGUAUACAAUAACCUGUGCAACCGGUCGUGAGUUUCUGACUUUUGUUCUCUUAGUCAUAUGAUCAGCUCAACUAUAAUCAUAUUACAAGCAUAGCAAUAGAUGGCAUACACCUGAUCCAGCUAUUUUAGUUUACUGUGAAGCUGAGCAUAAGCUGCUUGAACAUACACUGAACAAAAAUAGAAACGCAACAUGUAAAGUGUUGGUCC